AUGUCAACAUAUUUACCCUUUCAUAAUUUAGCUUAUUGUCCAAAAUAAAUCAUCGAAUUUGUCUAAAGGCCAGAUAUGAAUUUAAUAGAUUUACACAAAAUGCUAGAUUCCCUAAAAUUACCCAGAAAUCAUUCUAAAAUCUUAAGAAAAAUGUAAAUUCUAGUACAAAAGCAAGAAUCUUUUUUGAACGAAGAAAAUUCAAACAUUAGAACUUGUUAAGAAGACGAUUCAAUUUCACCUAUGUUGAUUUUUGGAAAAUUCAACUAUUAAAUAUUUUAUUUACUAUUAAAAUCACACAAUAAAAUAAGAUGUAUUAAACAUGCUUUUAUAUUUCAUGCUAUGAAUCGCUGGAGAUUUUUGAUAAAAUUAAUAUCAAAAAUAGGCAUUUAAUUUGGAGAUUCUGAAUUUAAUCGAAUUUUAAUUAUAUUAUUAUUAUUAUUAUUAUUAUUAUUAUUAUUAUUAUUAUUAUUAUUAUUAUUAUUAUUAUUAUUAUUAUUAUUAUUAUUAUUAUUAUUAUUAUUAUUAUUAUUAUUAUUAUUAUGA
Molecule: messenger RNA, 543 nt
Organism: Paramecium sonneborni
Lineage: Eukaryota; Ciliophora; Oligohymenophorea; Peniculida; Parameciidae
Source: the annotation of a GenBank genome assembly